UUAGGUUGCAGAUCGGAAGUAAACACGUGUCUUUCUCUCCCAUCCACGAUGCUUUUCCACGGCUUACCCGGAGGCGACAUGCAGAGCGUCAUGGAAGAAAUGGAGCGCAGAAGCAAAGGGGACUCGACCGCGAUCAGUUCGGCUAUAGACAUGGGUGAAACAGAAACGAGCAUGCCCUCCAUGAGCGGCGAGCGUGUGACUCUGUGCGCGGGCUGCGGUGGAAAAAUCUCCGACCGCUAUUACCUGCUGGCAGUGGACAAGCAGUGGCACAUGAGCUGCCUGAAGUGCUGCGAGUGCAAACUGAUCCUGGAGUCAGAACUCACCUGCUUCAGCAAGGAUGGAAGCAUCUACUGCAAGGAGGACUAUUACAGGAGGUUUUCUGUGCAGAGGUGCGCGCGCUGCCACCUCGGGAUCUCGGCCUCGGAGAUGGUGAUGCGCGCGAGAGACUUGGUGUACCACUUAAACUGCUUCACGUGCACAACGUGCAACAAAAUGCUGACCACAGGUGACCACUUCGGCAUGAAGGACAGUCUGGUGUACUGCCGCUUACACUUCGAGACGCUGGUUCAGGGGGACUACGGGCAUUUCAAUCACGCGGACGUGGCACAGAGCAAAACGCUGGGCACGGCGGGGGCGCUCGCGCUCUCGUACUACAACGGGGUGGGCAGCGUACAGAAAGGGCGACCCAGAAAAAGGAAAAGCCCCGGACCAGGGGGAGAUCUGGCCGCAUAUAACGCAGGUAAGAGCUCACUAAGCUGCAAUGAGAACGACGGAGAUCCCUUGGACAGAGACUCUCAGUACAGCUCUGGUCAAAAAUCCAAGCGCAUGAGGACGUCCUUUAAGCACCAUCAGCUGAGAACUAUGAAAUCAUAUUUUGCCAUCAACCAUAACCCUGAUGCCAAGGAUUUAAAACAGCUGGCACAGAAAACCGGUCUUACCAAGCGUGUACUUCAGGUCUGGUUUCAGAACGCUAGGGCCAAGUUCAGACGAAAUCUCCUGCGUCAAGAGAAUACUGGCGUGGACAAGAAUUCAGAUGGGUCAACUCUGGCUGGAGGAACGCCAUCUGGACCGGCUUCUGAGAUCUCGAAUGCCUCCAUGAGCCCGUCUAGCACACCUACUACACUGACAGACCUCACUAACCCUACAAUGCCCACCGUCACCUCAGUAAUGACCUCCGUCGCAGGAACUUUGGAUGUCCAUGAGUGCCGGAGUCCUUCUCAGACCACACUCACCAGCCUCUUCUGA
Trichomycterus rosablanca is the source of this 1245-nucleotide messenger RNA. It is a transcript of the gene lhx2b, whose product is annotated as LIM homeobox 2b. The record is from RefSeq and is a predicted model, not a curated record. Gene Ontology annotation, molecular function: RNA polymerase II transcription regulatory region sequence-specific DNA binding; DNA-binding transcription factor activity, RNA polymerase II-specific. Gene Ontology annotation, biological process: neuron differentiation; regulation of transcription by RNA polymerase II. The transcript is spliced from 5 exons. Bases 49 to 1245 code for a protein of 398 amino acids. Gene Ontology annotation, cellular component: nucleus. Lineage: Eukaryota; Metazoa; Chordata; Actinopteri; Siluriformes; Trichomycteridae.